AAAGGCGAAAGAACUGGCGUCGCUGGGACCGCGGCAAGAAGGAAGACUUCAGAGAACAGGAACACUGGGAAUCAGAUAGCCGGCUGUCCCAGUCCUGUUGCAUCAUGGGAAAUAUCACCAGUAGGAACGGCCACCAAGCUACAGGGUCGUAUUUGGAUUUAUUCCACACCCCCCCGACAUCCCCGAUUCUUCCAGACCUCCCCAGGAUGCCUCUCUCUCCUUCCUCGGAUCCAGCGCAGAACGACGGGACGACGGCUGGCCUGGCAAGGAGGCCUGGAAUUCCGGAGGACUCUGCAGAAGAAGGGAAAUCCUCUCAAGGCUCAGCUGUCAAGUGGGCUGUGGCUAGUCCAGAAGGCAGUCCACGACCCAGCGAAACAGGAAAUAACAUGGACAGUGGGUGGGCUCUGGGAUUCUCAAGCAGCCGCAGCACGCCGCCCAACCUGGUGUCAUGCAACAUUUACAGCGAUAGGACCUUCAGUAGCCUGGGGUUGCCCCCUGCCCUCAAGUCCCCAUCGGAGCAGAGCUCCCAGGGUUGGGACAGUGGACUGGAGGGUACGGUAAACUUGCCUGGAGAUACGUAUAAUGCUGGGGUGGAAGAGGAGCUCCCACAGUCUGCACUAUCUCUACUGCAGCACUACAGGGGCUCCCUGAGAGGGAAUCUAGGACUGGAGGGGACAGCCAGCGUGACAGACGUGCUGAAGCAGCUACUGCAGGAGAGGGAGGACCUUCUGCAGGAGGUGCAAACUCUGAAGAGCACUUUAGAGAGAGAGCGAGGCGAGUGGCUGCAGUUCCAGUCUGACUUGCAGGUGGCAGUCAUGGUGGCUGACCGCCUGCGCCUUGAGGCAGAAGAAGAACUGGGCACUCUCAGAGACACCCAGAGGGACACAGAUCAGCGGCUGUCCACCGCACAGUGCAGGCAUGAUGAGGUGGCCAAGGAGCUGGAAGCCUUGAGGAACACUCAUGUAGAGACGUGCCAGAAACUGUCUGCCUUGAUGCUGAGCUACCAGCAGGUGGAAGGGGAGCUGGACUCACUAAGGAAGAGGGAGAAGGUUGUGAUGGGAUGGGAAAGAGGAAGUGUAGGGACACAAGGUGGACACAGAGCAGAGGGAGGGUGUGAGAGAGACAGGGUGACAGGGGAGGGCAGGGUCCAGGCUCUGGACAAUGCACACAACGAAGAGAGACCCGAACCUGAAGGCAAGGGUGCUAAGGUUGGACUCCUCCAGAGUGCAAAUGAAGAGAAGAAAGAAGAAGAGUGGCACAGUAAACGGGACCCCCGGAGAAUAGUUAUGAUGUCAGAGAGGUCUUGGAGCCUCUCUAGACUUCCUCUUCCAGGCAGCGCAUCCUGCUCUUCGAAUGGAAACUCUCAGACUGCUGCAGUGGAUGCACUCAACAAGGACCAAGACUUAACCCCAAGGAGAAGGCUGGAUCGGAGCUUGAAACGUCAGGAUAGCUGGUCAAGUUCAUAUACAAGUAAACAGGAGGAAGAAGCAUCUCUUAACCAUCACACCUUGCUGGGAGACCUGUCCUCCAUGACCAGCAGUAAAACCAGACCCCAAGAUGGGUUCAGUAUGCUGCUGCGUCGUCAUGGAGGCUCCAGACGGAACUCCCUUCUGCGCUGGUGUCAGAGUCGCACACAGGGCUAUGCAAACAUUGACAUCACCAACUUCAGCAGCAGCUGGGUAGAUGGCCUGGCUUUCUGUGCAGUGUACCACACCUACCUUCCCUCACAUAUCCCCUACUGCAGCCUGAAUCCAGAUGAUAAGGAGGAGAACCUGAAACUAGCCUUCGACACAGGGGAGAGUGUUGGGAUCCCUGCGACACUGACUGUGGAGGAGAUGCUGAGAAACACCGGCCCAGACUGGCAGAGGGUCCUGGGAUAUGUUGAAAGCAUGUAUCGUCACUUUGAAAUGUGACUCUGCAUUACUGUACAAAAUAUACCCUUUUAAAGCUAUAUAUAUACAGUAUAUACACACACGCUUUCCUUGUCCAUCAAACUGCCAGUCCAGCUCUGUAUAUUUAUGGCACACACACCUUUCACAACACUACCAGGGGCAGCUGGUAGCAUAGUGGUUACAGCUAUUGCCUGUUCCCUUAAAGGUUGCAGGAUUGAGCCACACCUUCAGCUGUACAUGCUUGAUCAAGGUACUUACUGUAAAUUACUCCAGUAAAAAUUACCCAGCUGUAUG
Molecule: messenger RNA, 2186 nt
Organism: Scleropages formosus (Asian bonytongue)
Lineage: Eukaryota; Metazoa; Chordata; Actinopteri; Osteoglossiformes; Osteoglossidae
Product: cytospin-A-like
Exons: 12
Coding region: 105-1913 (602 amino acids)
Molecular function (GO): protein binding
Source: RefSeq, a predicted model, not a curated record